Molecule: messenger RNA, 909 nt
Organism: Ostrea edulis (European flat oyster)
Lineage: Eukaryota; Metazoa; Mollusca; Bivalvia; Ostreida; Ostreidae
Exons: 2
Coding region: 1-909 (302 amino acids)
Source: RefSeq, a predicted model, not a curated record
AUGGCAGACCAGAUCCUGAUACAGAGGGUGAGAGGAUCUUGGAGUUUGCACUGGCAUUUGAUCUUCUUGUCAUCAACACGCGACAGCCACCUAGCAACAUAUAAGUCUGGAGGCGCAGCAACACAGAUUGACUUCAUCCUGUUUCGUAAGAACAUGUGCAAACUUGUCACAGAUGUGAAGGUAUUCCCUGGUGAGGAAGUUGCCUCUGCAGCAUCAGCAUCAGUUUGUGACAUGUUGAUUGACAUGCCAUCCAAAGCCAAGCACAAGUUCACACCUCGCCAGAAAGUCUGGAAACUCAAGGAUGAUCAUGCAACUUGCAGAUACUUCCAGGAAGCAUUUGAAUCGCAUGUAUCGGCCUCAGCAAUGGUAGAAAAGCAGAUAUACGAAAACGUAGAUACCAGGUCUUCAGAGGUGUACUGCCUUGCAAACCAGAUACGAAGGGAGAAUGUUGAUGUGGUGGGCAACAAACCAGUAAAGAAUGACACAGGUGAGAUGUCAUUGAACCAAGAAGCAAAGGAGAAAGCUUGGCUAGAGCACUAUGAAAGGCUCCUGAAUGUGGAAUUUGACUGGGAACCUGAACACCUAACCAAUGAAUCACCACUGGAAGGGCCACCUGUCCCAAUCACAAUUGAUAUGGUGAAAAAGGCCAUCUCCAAGAUGAAAUCGGGUAAAGCAGCUGGACCAUCGGGAAUAGCAGUGGAGAUGAUCAGAGCCGCAGGUGACACAGGUGUAUCCAUAAUCCGUGACCUUACAUCCUCAAUUUUCUGUGAUGGCAAGGUCCCCACUGACUGGGAGCAGAGCUUCAUUGUCUGCCUCUACAAGGGCAAGGGUGAUGCUCUGGACAGGGGCAACUACCGUGGACUCAAACUGACAGAACAAGUCAUGAAAGUCCUGGAGAGGCCUCAUUAG